Molecule: messenger RNA, 929 nt
Organism: Maniola jurtina (meadow brown)
Lineage: Eukaryota; Metazoa; Arthropoda; Insecta; Lepidoptera; Nymphalidae
Product: vitellin-degrading protease-like
Exons: 6
Coding region: 78-857 (259 amino acids)
Biological process (GO): proteolysis
Molecular function (GO): serine-type endopeptidase activity
Source: RefSeq, a predicted model, not a curated record
UUCUUUCUUUUGUAACUCCUAGGUAUAAAUGAAGCUCCGAUGAUGGAUGCCAUGGUCAGUGCUUAUUGUACCGCAAAAUGUUUAAAGUCUUACUGUUUAUAUGUAUUGGAUAUGCUGCAUCAAAACCAUUUGAGGAAGACACAAGAAUAGUAGGCGGGGAGGAUGUGGACAUAAAGGAAGUUCCUUACCAAGUAUCGGUGCUGAAACAUGGAAGGCAUUCAUGUGGCGGUGCUAUUAUUGACAUUGAUCUCAUACUGACCGCGGCUCAUUGUGUUAUUGGGAGCUCACCAAGGAACCUUCAAGUUCGCGCAGGUUCCUCAUCCAGCCAAACAGGUGGUGAAGUGUACCAAGUUGGUGACUUCGCAUGGAACCCCGACUUUACCUAUAGCAAAAUGGACAGUGACGUUGCGGUACUAUGGCUGACCAAACCCUUGGAGCUUAGUGACAGUAUUGCUCCUAUACCUUUGAUUGACGCUGGGGAGGAGAUCAAUGACGGUGAUUUGACAGUAGUAUCUGGCUGGGGUAAUACCAGGGAAAAUGGCGGUAUGCCGAAGACGCUACAACAAGCAGUAGUCCCUAAAGUCAACGAAGAAGCAUGCAGCAAAGCAUACGCGCCUUUGUACACUAUUACACCCACGAUGCUAUGUGCUGGCAUGCCUGGUGGAGGAAAAGAUGCUUGCCAGGGAGACAGCGGUGGUCCUCUGGUCAGCAACGGAAAGCUCGCGGGAAUUGUUUCAUGGGGCUUGGGCUGCGCUAGACCCCAUUACCCUGGCGUUUACGCCAAGAUAUCAGCUUUGAGGGAAUGGAUUGACGAUCAAGCGCUUAACUUAAGACUAGCACACCUCCUAAGAAUGUGAUGAAAAAUACCUAAAACGUGGAAUAGGUAUAAUUCUUUUUUUGUAUCUGUUUGAAUAAAAAUACCUGCGAUU